Molecule: messenger RNA, 2709 nt
Organism: Cercospora beticola
Lineage: Eukaryota; Fungi; Ascomycota; Dothideomycetes; Mycosphaerellales; Mycosphaerellaceae
Gene: UTP4
Product: small subunit rRNA maturation protein UTP4
Biological process (GO): maturation of SSU-rRNA from tricistronic rRNA transcript (SSU-rRNA, 5.8S rRNA, LSU-rRNA)
Cellular component (GO): 90S preribosome; t-UTP complex; small-subunit processome
Molecular function (GO): RNA binding; protein binding
Source: RefSeq, a predicted model, not a curated record
AUGGACGUCCAUCGCUCGCGCUUCGUGCAAUAUCCUGUACGACCCAUCACAGCAAUCGCUUUCACACGAUCCAGCGAUGAAAAGCUUCCGAAGGGCUUCCCGCAGCCGACGCUGAGAUUGGCGAUUGGGAGAGAUAAUGGGCAAAUUGAGAUAUGGAAUCCUCUAGGAGGAAAGUGGGUGCAAGAGACGGUGUUUCCAGGCGCAAGCAGCAAGAGCAUCGAUGGGCUGGUGUGGACUCGAGAGCCAGAUGAGACAAAUUUCGAUGGCGAACCGGUGCUGGGUCAACACAGACUUUUCAGCAUAGCAUCUUCUCCGGAUGUCACAGAAUGGGAUCUUGAGAAGGGCGCGACGAAGAAGAAGAGCACGGGAAAUUUUAGCGAGGCGUGGUGUUUUGCUGCGCAGCCGAGACAACUGCCUGGUGGGAAAGAAGAGCUGAGAUCACAAGAUUUGGUUGCUGGGUGUGGUGAUGGGUCGAUUGUGCUUCUGUCUACGGCGGACAAUGAUUUGCAAUUCCGGCGAUUUCUGGCUCGGGUGUCUGGCAAGAAGGCGAAAUGCAUGAGCAUCACCUACCAGACAAGAGAUCGGGUCGUGGCCGGGUUCGCUGACAGCAACAUCCGGAUCUUUGACACACGAAACGGCAGCAUACUGAGGACUAUGAGCUUGGGAGCAGGUGUGCCGCCAGCGCCUAAGACCAAAUUCGUCUGGAAGGUCAAGUGCUUGCCGAAUGGAGAUAUUGUGUCUGGAGAUUCGAAUGGGGACGUCGUGUUCUGGGAUGGGAGAUCCUACUCUUUGACGCAGAGGAUCAAGGGUCACGACUCUGACUGUAUCGACAUUGUCACGAGCGAGGACGGACAGACGAUUUUCACUGGCAGCUUGGACGGCAGGCUUGCGGUGUACCAUCAUCUGACGAAUCCUGCUGGCCGCAAAUCAUGGGCGAAAGCGCAUCACAGAAGGACGCACACCAAGAGCGAGGUGAAGGCCAUGGCGUCUUAUGACAGCAAGCACAUGAGCGUGGUCGUUUCCGGUGGCGGUGAUCUGGCUCCCGUCGUUACUCCCCUCCGAGAAUAUGGCAAGGAGUAUAUACGGACUCUGCCACAUCUGCCACAGCAACCUCCAGUAACAAGCGCUCGUCAGGCCAGGCUACUUGUGAGCUGGGCUGAGAACAGCAUCAGCAUUUGGAAGAUUGCACGAACACAGACUCUUGACUACACCCCAGAGGCCGAGCCACCUCGCAAAUUAGUCGCGAAGAUUGCGCUCAACACAAAGCAGACGAUCCGGUGUGCGGCAAUCUCAGACGACGGCAAGGUACUGGCCGCUGCCACAGAUGCAGAGAUCAAGGCUUUCCAGCUGCGCAAAAGACCAGACUCGGAAGUCCUCGUCCCUCGCAAGCUGGAUGUACCAAGUGCACUCAGCUCGGAAGGUGCUCGUUCGUUACGCUUUUCUCCCGACAGCAAGUGGCUAGCCAUCGUUAAGCUGGAUAACGAAGUUCACAUCGCUCGCACCGCCGCCGUCCCGGACAAGCCGAAGCACGUUCAGAUUCUGGGUCGCACAGUGGAGCUGGAACGGCGUCACAGAAAGUUGGCUUCGUUGGAUGCCUUCCGAAGCUACGAUCAGUCAAUCACACGGCUUACUUUCUCUUCUGAUAGCAGUGUCUUGGCCGCAGGCGACGUGUCUGGACAUCUCGACACAUGGGUUCUAGAAGGCAACGAAGAUCCCACUGCACCAGCAUUCGAUGUCACAGCUGAUGAUGCGAGGGGCGGUGACUCGGACAAUGACUCUUCCUCAGACAGUUCUGACGACGAGGACGACGAACUCGUGGUGUACUAUGGCCAGCACUGGGCUCAGAACCCGGCCGCACACCUCCUCCCAAAGUUGGACAGCACUCCUCUCGUUUUAUCUUUCCGGCCCACUCUCAACCAUGCAAGAUCGAAUGACUUGGUCAAUGGCAACCCUGGAGUUCACUCAACCAGGCAGAAUCCACAUGCACAUUCGCAUGAACUGCCAAAAGGCCCUUACAAGCUCUGGGUUAUGACUGCCAAACACCAAAUGUACGAAUUCGACGUCCUUGCCGGCAGAUUGACUGACUGGAGUCGAAACAACCCAACCUCAGCCUUGCCAGAGGACUUCAACAAAGUUCGAGAUCGCGUUAUCGAUGCUGUCUGGGAUGUCUCUGCUCAGCGAGAGCGGAUCUGGUUGUACGGCUUCAACUGGCUAUUCAUGCUGAAUGCCUCAGCGGACCUGCCUUCCAAAAAGCGCAGACAGAGUACCAGCGGCGGUGCAGCUGAUUUGCAAACUCCAAAGCGCGUGAAAACUAGUGGUGCAGGGAGCAAGAGAACUGCUGCCGAUCGAGACGGUCUGCCAGGAAGGGUGCUGCGCGUCGAGAAUGGGUCACAAAUGGACGUCGACCUGGACAGCCAGCAGCAACAAACAAGGCCUGAAUCUUCCGAAGUUGAUCAGGAUGACCUGGAUGACGAGGAGUCUGAGCUUCGAUUGACGCGCGUAAAGAGCACGGACGAUCAGGCUGAUUCUGGUGUUGUCGCGUCAAAGGAGAAGCCUUGGUGGUUGACGUUCAAGUAUCGCCCUAUACUAGGUGUUGUGCCAUUGGAAGACAGUUCUGUUUCGAGUACUGAGGAGGACCGAGUGCUGGAAGUUGUGAUUGUCGAACGGCCGAUGUGGGAUAUUUUGGAAGGCGCGAAAAAUGGGAAGUAG